Oryza brachyantha (malo sina) is the source of this 1263-nucleotide messenger RNA. Its product is annotated as phosphoenolpyruvate carboxylase kinase 2-like. NCBI's taxonomy places the organism in Eukaryota, Viridiplantae, Streptophyta, Magnoliopsida, Poales, Poaceae. Gene Ontology annotation, cellular component: nucleus; cytoplasm. Gene Ontology annotation, biological process: peptidyl-serine phosphorylation; protein autophosphorylation; intracellular signal transduction. The transcript is spliced from 2 exons. The record is from RefSeq and is a predicted model, not a curated record. The coding region runs from base 118 to 978 and encodes 286 amino acids. Gene Ontology annotation, molecular function: ATP binding; calcium/calmodulin-dependent protein kinase activity; calmodulin binding.
AAUAUUCGGCAGGGGCCAAAAAGGCCGGCUCUCCUUAAAUCGUCGACCACCCUCCUGUGGAUCAAACUAAACUCUCCGAAAAGAUCGCCAGAUAACCGAAACAGAUCAGGCCUGGCUAUGAGUGAGGAGCUGAAACGCGACUUCGAGAUCGGCCACGAGAUCGGCCGCGGCCGCUUCGGCGUCGUCCACCGCUGCGCCUCCCGCGCCACCGGCGAGGCCUACGCCGUCAAGUCGGUCGACCGCUCGCGCCUCUCCGACGACCUGGACCGCUCGCUCGCCGCGCUGGAGCCCAAGCUGGCCCAGCUCGCCGCCGCGGGCAACCCGGGGGUCGUGCAGGUGCACGCCGUGUACGAGGACGGCGAGUGGACGCACGUGGUCAUGGACCUCUGCACCGGCCCGGACCUGCUCGACUGGGUCCGCCUCCGCUGCGGCCAGCCCGUGCCGGAGCCCGACGCCGCCGCCGUCGUCGCGCAGAUCGCCGAGGCGCUCGCGCUCUGCCACCGCCGCGGCGUCGCGCACCGCGACGUCAAGCCGGACAAUGUCCUCCUCGACGCCUCCGCCGACGGGCCCCCGCGCGUGCGCCUCGCCGACUUCGGGUCCGCCGCGUGGGUCGGCGAUGGGCGCAGCGCCGAGGGCCUCGUGGGCACGCCGCACUACGUCGCCCCCGAGGUGGUCGCCGGGGGCGAGUACGGCGAGAAGGCCGACGUGUGGAGCGCCGGGGUGGUCAUGUAUGUGCUCCUCACCGGCGGCGCGCUCCCGUUCGGUGGCGAGACGGCCUCCGACGUGUUCGCCGCCGUGCUGCGGGGCAACCUGAGGUUCCCGCCGAGGCUGUUCUCCGGGGUGUCGCCGGCGGCAAAGGACCUGAUGCGCCGGAUGAUGUGCCGCGACGUCUACAGGAGGUUCUCCGCCGAGCAAGUCCUGAUGCACCCGUGGAUCGUGAGUGGAGGAGGAUCCCGCGAUGCUGUGCAGCCAACCUGAAGAGUUCGUAUCCAACUACCGUAGUACGGUUUCUUGUCUGUACGCCUUUGUAAAUACGAGUACGAUGCAGCGGUAGAGGAGGAGGUCGCUGGCCUCUGUUUUUUAUUUUCUCUCUCUCUCUCUCUUUCUUAAGCUUUUUGUUUGCCGCUUUUGCUUGAGAGAACGCCCUGCAAUGGGAGUGCUAUUGUGCAUACCGAACCCUGCUUGUGUAAUUAAGAUCAUAAAAAAGUGAGCUUUUUCUGGAAUCUUUCGAUGGUUUUUAGAUAAACUCUCAAGCUCCUCAGA